AAGAGUUUCCUUCUUGGAAAAGGGAAUACAUUCAUUGGUUUUGUGGGAUAAUUGAUCAGAUCUCCAAGCUCUUGGGAGGACCGUCUUUAUGUAACCCUCACAUGAAAUAAGAAGGUUACAUAAGAACUCUCCUCCCCAGAUACUGUGAAACAAAGCAUAUGGCAGCCAAAGCUAUAAAAUUAUGAAACCAUAUAAAAGGAUGAGCCCAUUAAAGUGGCAAACCCUAUGAGCCAAAGUCCACUGGAUGCUUUGCGGGCUCCAAGGCACCAUGGAAGGGGAUUUCACUGGGAAAGAGACGUACCAUCUGGAUUUCGAUCCCAAAGGUUAUUUCAAUAUGUACAAGAACUUUGGCCUGGGAAUCUCUCCAGGAAAUGAUGAGAGGCUGUGCUUCAUUCUGGAGCAUCUCCACAAGACAUUUGCACACGGUGGCAUCCGAGGAGACACCCUGAUCGACAUUGGAAGUGGUCCCUCCAUCUACCAGCUCCUCUCCGCCUGUGAAUCCUUCAAGGAAAUCAUUGCCAGUGAUUUAGUUGAGAAGAACCGGGAGGAGAUGCAGAAAUGGCUGAGGAAGGAUCCGAAGGCCUUCAACUGGACCCCGAUGGUGAAAUAUGUCUGCCAGAUUGAGGGGAACAGGGAGAGGUGGAUGGAAAAGGAGGAGAAGCUCAGGAGGACCAUCAACCAAGUUCUGCCAUGUGACAUGAACCUGGCCAACCCUUUCAAUCCUUUGGUGGUCCCACCGGCUGACUGCGUCCUCUCCACUUACUGCCUGGAAGUGGCUUCCAAAGAUCUUCAUACUUACCGUUCAGGCAUAAGGAAGAUAGGUUCCUUGGUCAAAUCUGGGGGCCACCUUGUCUUAGUGAUGGCUCUUGGAGGAACCUACUACAUGGUUGGGCCACACAAGUUUUCUUGCAUUUACCUGACACCAGAGAUAGUCAAAGAGGCCAUCAAAGAAGCCGGGUUUGAUACGGUGCACUUUGACAUCCUCAACUUCAAUAUGCCAAUGACCUAUGCUAAUGGCCAGAAUGUGGGCUUCCUAGUAGCCCAAAAGCAUCAAGAAGCCUAGCUAUCCAUCAUUUCCCUAAUUGUCCUUUGAUGGAUUCCUAAGGCAGAAGCAGUAUUUUCAGUGACACUCUCAACCUGAUCCACACAAACAGUCAAAGCUUGUAAACACCAGCAACUGGGGACUACAACUUCCACAAUAUUUCUCCCUCCCAGAUGACAUGGAUAGUGGGGAUGAUGGACCUUUGUUUUGAUUUGCAUUGUAAAUCCACAAAAGCUUUACAUCAAGUCUUUUUGUUAGUUGCCACUUUGUAGUUUUUGCUUCCCUGAUUCAUUACUAUUAAAGGCGAACCAUUGUUUUUUGUUCGUUGCAGACAACAUGGCUAGCAUUGUUUCAGGUUCUGUCCCACAUUCCCCCAUUCAUUCCUUGCAGUGAGACCUGGCUGGAAAAGGAGGAGAAGCUCAGAAGCAUCAUCAAGCAAGUCCUGAAAUUCGACGUGACUUUGGCCAACCCUUUCGAUCCUUUGGUGGUCCCUCCAGCUGAUUGCGUCCUCUCCACUUGUUUCCUGGAAGCAGCUUCCAAAGAUGUUCCUGCUUAUCGCUCAGCCCUGAAGAACUUCGCUUCCAUGGUCAAACCUGGAGGCCAUUGUAAUACCAAUGGGAGCCACCUACUACAUGGCUGGGCAAAGCAAGUUCACCAACCUUUGCUUGACUCCAGAGAUGGCCAAAGUGGCUGUGAAAGAGGCUGGUUUUGAUAUUGUACGCUUUGAGAACCUCAACGUGGAUUUUCCAGUGGCGCUGAGCGAUGGUAGCUCAAAAGUUCAACAAAGCCUAGGUGGAAAAGUAAAGGAGUGAUCCUUUGAGGGAUUCCUGAAAGGACAAGACAUGUUCUCACACUUCAAGGUGGUGACAGCUAAAUCUGACCCACACAAUUGGAGAAAGUUUGUAAAUGUCAGCUUUUGGGGAACACUGCUCCCAGAAUCCUGGAAAGUUGGGAUUCUGGUCCUUUAUUUUGAUUGGAUUUAUAUCCCUUCUUUUCCCCAAAUGGGACCCAAAGUGGCUUGCAAUACAAAUUAAGAUUGAGGUCCACAAAGGUGUUACACCGAAUCAUUUUUAUUCAUUUCCCCUUCAUGAUUUUUGCUGCCCUGAAGGCUAACUCGUCUCUGUUCCCAAUCCAUUCAUAUUAAGGGCUAACCAGUUCUAUUUCUCAAAAAGCAUGGGUUAUUUUGCACUUAUCAGGCAACGAGGCUCAUAUUUCACUAAUAUAAGGUUGCUUAAAACACUCCUUUUAAAAAAACAACUCAAAAGAGUGACUGAGGAUGCAACAAGAGAUGGAAACCUGGCGUUGGGAGGCUCACCUUGCAUUCUUGGUUUCCAUCUUUGCUUGGUGGUACCUUUGGUCAUCCAAGAACAAGGAGCAGUUGGUGUUCUGAGGUUUUUCCAAUAGGAAUAUUUGGCAUCAGCAUGAAGCAAAGCACAACAUUGCAAGUACAAUAUGUGCUUGCAGUAGAAAACCAGGUUAAAAAAGAGGAAAAUUGUCAUUGACCUUUUGCUAUAAUUGGAUCCUAUGCUUAGGCCAUGCCAGGUUUUUAUGUCUGUUAUGUUAUUCCACUUAUGCUUCUGAGAUACAUACUGUACGUGUGUAUUCCAUGUUGGCUGAUACAGUAGAGUCUCGCUCAUUCAAAAUAAACUCACUGGCAGAACGUUGCAUAAGUGAAAAUGUUGGAUAAUAAGGAGUGAUUAAGGAUCCGCCUAUUAAAUGUCAAAUUAUGUUAUGAUUUUACAAAUUAAGCACCAAAACAUCAUGUUUUGCAACAAAUCAACAGAAAAAGCAGCUCAAUACACAAUAACGUUAUGUAAUAAUUACUGUAUUUACGAAUUUAGCACCCAAACAGACAAGGGUUAUUUCUUUCUCCCACCCUGGACAUUAUUCUGGGUGGGAGGCAGACCGUGCUUGAUAAUACAGAACGUUGGAUGAGCAAAGGUUGGAUAAGCGAGACUCUACUGUAUAGAGAUAUUGCACAUGCAGUGGCAUAGUAUUAUAUUCAAAUGCAUGUGUAAGUUUAUUAGGGUUCUGCUUGUUGUAUUAGUCAAUAGGGAAAUAUAUAAUGGGAGUUAGGGUCGACAAGGAAGCUCCUUGUUAGAAGGUUAUUGCCCAGCAGAGGGUAGUACAACUUGCCUUAGAGAUGCCAUGUUUUGAUCCACCCAAGAUCUUUCUCAUUGGUAGAACUCUGGGAAUGAGAUAAUGUUUGGAUUGGAAUACAAAGAGAAGAAAAGUCUACAAAAAAUACAGUGUAUAUUACAGUUUGACAAAUGGUGAAACAGCCCGCAAAACAUGCAAACUAUAAAAGAUGCAAUGUUUAGAAGGUGGCCAGUUCUGACAAUCACCACAACGUAGUAGCGAUUUCCUGUUCUUUUUCAAUAAAGCUUACCUCCAA
This is a messenger RNA of Anolis sagrei ordinatus, 3437 nucleotides long. Its product is annotated as indolethylamine N-methyltransferase-like. The record is from RefSeq and is a predicted model, not a curated record. Gene Ontology annotation, molecular function: N-methyltransferase activity. Lineage: Eukaryota; Metazoa; Chordata; Lepidosauria; Squamata; Anolidae. Gene Ontology annotation, cellular component: cytosol.